Messenger RNA from Bursaphelenchus okinawaensis, 6116 nucleotides. Lineage: Eukaryota; Metazoa; Nematoda; Chromadorea; Rhabditida; Aphelenchoididae. The record is from the annotation of a GenBank genome assembly.
AUGUCAAACAAGGAGGUGAAGGUGUUGGCAGUGGGAGAUAUCAACGGAAACUUUACUUUGCUUCAGAAAAAACUCACAUUAAUUAACAAAAAGGUAGUUAUUAUUGAUUUUCAGGAUGUAUCUUUAAGUUCAUUGUCAUAUUGUGUUGUUUUUAAUCGUAAUUUUACUUCAGAACGGGCCGUUUGACCUCGUGUUUUGUGUCGGCGAGUUUUUUGGGCCAAACGAGGAAGAGAAUCAAGACGUUGUCGAUGGAAAGAUCGAGUUUCCAAUUGCAUUGUACAUUUUGGGCCCCAAUUGUCCAUCUACAGCACGAUUCUACCCAGAAACUGGAGUCGAGUUCUCACCUAACUUAACAUUCCUCGGCCGACGUGGUAUUCUACAUGCAGCUUCUGGUCUCACAAUUGGAUAUUUGAGUGGAAUUGAAGGAAACACUUCGAAUCCAUUCCAAUUUAUCGAAGAUGACGUAGACGACCUUUUGCUUCCUAUCAGAACACAGUCCGGAUUCUUGGGUAUAGACGUUCUGGUUACUUCAGUCUGGCCUCACGAUGUAGCCAAGCAUUCCAUCAAUCAGCCGGGGAAGGAGAAUAUCGGCUCUAAACAGGUCUCACGGCUAGCGGCGGCCUUGAAGCCACGUUAUCACUUUGCUGGAAUGGGGUCUCAUUACGAACGAUCGCCAUACAGAAACCAUCGUGUGUUGGUAGAAGCUGCUCAACACACUACGAGGUUUAUUGGACUAGCAGCAGUUGGGAAUCCAGACAAAGAGAAGUGGAUCUACGCGUUCAAUGUGAAGCCAAUGAGGUUUUUGUCGAGGACAGAGUUGACUGCACAACCUCCAAACACGACUGAAUUCCCUUAUAUGGAUGUACUGACGGAAUACAUACAAUUGUAAGUAUUUAGCUUGAUUUGUGUUAUAAAGUGUUUUAAAAUGUUGUAAAAUUCCAUGCCUUAAUAUUAUUAUAUUAUACUACUUUAGACAGCGUGAAAAAGAAGUCAAGAACAAUGCCAGUCAGUUCUUCUUUGAUACAGCUCAUUAUUCAGAUGAAGAAGAACAACAAGAACAAGACCAACGAGGUUGGCGACGUCGCGGCGACAACGAUAGCGGACCUCCACAGAAAAGAAAACAGAAUAUUACACAAGAGAACUGCUGGUUCUGUUUGCUAAACGAAAAGGCUGAGAAACAUCUGAUUGUGAGUAUUGGCACCACAGCUUACAUGGCCACUCCCAAAGGUCCUCUCAACGAUCUACAUGUUAUGGUACUGAGUGUGGAACAUGUUCAGUCAUUGGCUGCUGCUUCUGAACAACUUCGGGAAGAAGUCAACAAGUACCGUGAUGCCUACACAAUCAUUUGCGAUCAAAAAGGAAUGGCACUGUGCAUCUUUGAAAGGAACUACAAGACUUCUCAUCUUCAAGUUCAGUUCGUUCCAGUACCCAAAGACACGGCUAAACACCUGAGGUCGACGUUCAUAGAAGAAGGAUCCAAGAAGGGCAUUGACUUUGUGUUUAUGAAGGAAGAGGACCAGGUUUGGGAUCUUGUCAACGAAGGAUCACCUUACUUUUAUGUUGAGCUACCAGACUCCACGAGGUUGUUCACAAAGUCCAUGGGAGGGUUCCCAAUACAGUUUCCAAGAGAGGUAAUUAAAGUUAUGAAAGGCUGGGUACAAUGUUAAGGUGCUUCUUUAUGUGCUGUAAUUUGUCAUGAUUUGUGUUUUUUAUGACUUGUACCUAUGCUGUACUUUUAAAGCUGGUUGCGUAAAUUUAUAGUAUGCCAUAACAAUUAGCCUUUUCUAUUGUUACCGUUUUUACCCAAAGACAUAUUUUAAGGCCUUCAAUGUAAUGGUAAUUAAUUUAAGGUUUUGUGUUCGCCCAAGUUGUUGAACGCCCCGGGCAAGGUUGAUUGGAGGGAAUGUGUGCUGAGUAAUGAAAACGAGAUCGACUCCACACAGCGGAUCAAAAAGCUCUUCAAGCCGUUCGAAUUUAACGGGGACAGUGAUUCCGAUUCAGAUUAAUAAAGGAUCUUCGCGUUUUCGGCCGUUAUUUCCCCAGCGAUUUGCAAUUUCAAGCGUUUUUUGAAGUUAAACUUUGACAUUAACUUGUUAUUGCAAAGUUUUAUGUUCUUGGGUGGGAAAAAGAUACAGUAAGACUUGAUGAUUCUAAGAAUUACAGGUUGGGACUUAUCCUUGAAGAGUUUUUUCUAAUAAGGUUUAUACUUUGAUUUCUGAUGAAAAUGUCAUAAAAGUAAUGAGUAUAGCCAUCUAGAGACCUUUGCCUCUGUGAAGGCCUUCCAGUUACCUUCAAUUAGACAUGUUAUUGCCUCUGAUUACAACAUAAAUCAUGUUUAUUUUGGAUGUGUUAAAGCCUGUGUUUCGCUUCGUUUUGUUCCAAUCAGAACCAGAUGAUAUCCGCUUUUUGUUCGGCCGUGACGCACGGCUAGGAGAGGAGAUAAGAACAACUGUUCACGUCUCAUGACUUUGUCAACAAUCAUCCCCCCGUGUUCCCAUCAAAAGGUUGUUUUUUGUGGAUUUGGCCCCGCACGUGUCCCCCCGAAAUACCCUAAUCCAGCUGUUUUGGAUGAUGUGGCCAUCCCCGAUUAUCUCGUAUUUGUUUUUCCAGUCGGAUAUGUUCGAAUAACGGCCUAUCACCUAUUGUAUGCGUUAUAACAUAAUAUUGUAAUAGCCAAGUCUAGAGACAUGUCGCGUGACGCAAGUCUGGAACGGUCAUCGUCCGAAGCCUCCUCCUUCGUGACGGACAAGCUGCCUCACACCAACAAUGUAAUCCGAGGCCAAGAACACGCCUACUCCGUGGGCAGGAAGAUCGCUCCCGGCCGUUACGGCGCUGUUUACGAAGUAAGUUGAAGGUCUACAAUGUGACUGAAUUUGUUUGUCUGAUGGCUCCUGAUCAAGGUUUUAACGGGUAAAGUAAGAAGGACAUUGUUAUCGACAGCUCUUAUGUAGCCUUUAUUAGAACAGCCAUGUCAAAAAGUAACUGGCAGACUAAGGUCGCAACUUUUCUAAUUUCUGAACAAUCUUUCUACAACUGCCUGGCCUUAGUCCAGUUUGAAUUAAUUGUCUAACUUUAAGUUUUAGGUUCUCCGUCGCGGCGAUGGGAAGCACUUUGCCGCCAAACUGGAGAUUUCCGACAGCCAUUUCCAUGGCUUGAACAUGGACUACAAUGUGCUACGAGAUGCAAACCGAGCCAAGUUGACUCACUUCUGUCAGCUGAUCGACCGAGGAAAGAUCGAAGGUCACUUCAAGUUCAUGGUCAUGCAAAUGGUAUGUCAUCCUCAUCAAAAGUGACACUCUUAUAAAAAGUAUUCGUCCUCAUCUACUGCAUCCAGUUAUGUUGUUAUACUACAUUAUGACUGGUCAUAUAGGAUAAUUUGUUUCAGUUAGGACCAAAUCUGGACAAACUACGACAAGAGUUUCAAGCCAACAGAUUCUCAGCCCCCACGGCACUUCGCUUGGGAUUGGAAAUGUUGACGGCGUUGGAGGAGCUACAUUCCAUUGGAGUUGUACAUAGAGACGUAAAGGUAUUGUCAUCAAUUCUUUAAAUUAUAAAACAUUUCGUUUGCUAAACGAGUUCCAUUUUAAAAACGCCACAGCAUCUUAUAAUAUAGUUUAAAAUAAAGUACAGCUUACAAGGAAAGUGCCCGACCUGCCCCGCUCUGAUUGACUUCAAACUUUUUAUAAAGAAAGAUCAUGUAAAUAUAAGAUCUUCAGCAAAGUACUAAAUCGCGCUUUCCAGGAAAUCUCGAGAAAAUCGAGAUUAAAGAAAGGCAUUUUGAAUUUCCCGCCAACUUGGCAUUGUGUUUCAAGCUUGUAACUUUGUCAUUUUUUGACUUUUAAUAAUUUUUCUUUGAUAUACUAGUAGAAAACCUUUAAAUGAACCUACGUUUUUAAAUUUGUAAACGUAUCUUGUCCGGAAAGCCGAAAAAAGUGCUUGAAACAAAAUGCCAAAAUUUGCCAAAUUAGCGGGAAACCCAAAUAUUUUAAAUUUAAAACUCAAAAGCGCAAGCUAAAAUUUUUUAUGAGUACUAUUGGUGGUCCAGAGAAUUCAUAUAAAAAUUUUGAGCCGAUUCUGAGCGGGGCAGGUAGGGUACUUUCCUUGUUAAUAUUACAGCCCUCCAACUUUGCCGUCAACUACGAAACCAACGAAUGGAAGAUAUACAUGAUUGACUUUGGGCUCUGUAAGCAAUACAAGUCAAAGAACGGCGACAUCAAAUCUCCACGAGAUUCUGUUCAAUUCAGAGGGACACAACGGUACGCUUCUGUUAAUGCUCACAACGGAAUCGACCAGUCGCCACGCGACGAUCUCGAGAGUUGGUUUUAUGUUAUCGUGGAGUUCUUGACUGGAGAGUUACCGUGGACUUUUUACAAGAAACGAGAUCGAGAAGCCGUGAAGCUAGCCAAAGAAAAUGCCAGAACAACAGAAGGAGCUGUUCAACUACUAGAAUAUUGUCCUAGGGUAAGAUUCAGACCAGUAAAUAAAUUUGACUGACAUGGGGAUGACAGUGAAGAGUCAUAGGCAGGCUUGGACGUAGGGCGUUGCCCCCUGUGCCCGACCCGGCCCGGUCCUGGGGCCGGGCAAGACACAUGAUUGUAACCGGGCAGGGCUUGCUUCGGGCCCGGUAAUGCCCUGUAAAUGCCCGGUAAAAAAUUUUCUUCAUAUUUUCAAAAAAAUAUAAAAAUCAGUUUAAAAUUGUUAAGUGCCUAAAAAGUAAUGUUACUUACCCCACUUCACUCCUGAACAUUUUAGCCCUACCCAACUCUACCCCUGACCUUUUAGCAUUGUCCGAUCCUAAGCUAUCACAUUGUACGUAAUAUGCCAUACCCUAUCCUAUAUAUCAUACCAUAGCCUAUCCUACCUACCGUAUCAAACCCUACAAUACCUUACCAUAUUAUAAAGUGCCAUACCCUACCAUACAAUACCAUAUCCUACUAUACCGUAACAUACUAUAUCAUACCAUACUGUAUCAUAUCUUACCUUUUUCUAUCUUAUACAACACUACUGUGUGCUAACCAUGAGUAGGGUAAAGCAAGUAAAUAAAGCAAGGUAAUGGUAUAAUAUAGUCAGGUAUAGUAUGGUAGGGCACGUUAGAGUAUGGAAUGUUGUAAUAUGUUAAGGUAUUGUAGGAUUUGGUAUGCUUUGUUUGGUAAGAUGGGUAUGGUAUAGUAGGUAGCAUAGGGAGUAUGGUACGGUAUGGUAUCGAAUGUUAUGUAGGAUUGGUAUGUAUAGUAAGGUAGGGUAAAAAAGUCAGAGGUAGGGUCGGGUAAGGCUAAGCAGGUUAGAGGUAAACUUGAAUAAAGCUAAAGAGGUCAGAAGUAAGGUUUGGUAGGGCUAAAAUGAUCAGGGGUGAGGCCGUGAAGGGCUAAAAAGUCAAGGGUGAGGUCGGGUAGGGCUAAAAUAUGUGGGAGUGAGGUUGAGUAGGGCUAAAGGGGUCAGGGGUGAGGUCGGGUAGGGCUAAAAGGAUCAUGGAUGAGGCCGGGUUGAUAUAAAGCAGUUUAUUUCACUUGUUAUUAGCUUUUUAAACUUAAUUUACAAAUGCCCUGUAAAACCCUGUAAAGCCCUGUAAAUGCCCUGCCCUACCCGACCCUAGGGCCGGGCAGGGCCCGAAAGCUAAAGGCCCUGCACCGGGCAGGGCCCAAGCGGGCCCGGUGCCAAAGCCGCAACUUGGGCCCUGCCCUGCCCUACGUCCAAGCCUGGUCACAGGGGUGGAUAUAAAAACCAAGACAAGGUGUUAAAACGUGACCAAAGUUAAUUUGAAGUCAAAUAUGUAGUAAAAUAGUUAUUGAACACGAUUUCAGACCGAAUUCAGACGGAUCAUGAAGUACAUCGAUGGCCUUGGCUACACCAGCAGUCCGGACUACACGUUCCUGAGAGACUUGAUCCAUCUGGCCAUGAAAAACAACGACAUCAAGCCAGAUCAGAUCUACGACUGGGAAUACGAAGCCGAGGAUUCGGACAACGAAGCUGGGCCUUCCUACAAAAACAACGCUACAGAUAACGUUGACAGUGAUAAGAGUAACGCAAGCGACGCUACAAAAAGCGUCCCUAACGGCAUCUGUGAGAAACUUGACCGACUAGUCGAAACAGUCAACGGCAACGUGAACCCGGCCUAA